GUUAGUUACCUGGCUGGCGUUGGGAGCUCUCCUCUAGCUAUUGGAGGAAAGAAAGAAAAGGAAGAGCUCAUUUUUCUUUUGAACUUUAUUAGAAUAACCAGCAGCUUACCUUUCUCAUUUUUUAUUUUUGACCUCUUUUCAAAAAUUUAGUAGAGAGUUGAAGAAAUCUUAAUUUUUAUUGCAAAGGGUCCUUGGAUUUGGGGUUUUGGUAUUUUUACCCCUCGCGUUUCUAAGCCUUAAACCAGUUCAGCCCCAGCAUGGUGAUGUUUAAGAAGAUGAAGUCUUUUGAGGUGGUCUUUAACGACCCUGAAAAGGUGUAUGGCGGUGGAGACAAAGUGGCUGGCCGGGUGAUGGUGGAGGUGUGUGAAGUCACUCGAGUCAAAACUGUCAGGAUCCUGGCGUGCGGAGUGGCCAAAGUUCUCUGGAUACAGGGAUCCCAGCAGUGCAAACAGACCUUGGAGUAUCUGCGUUACGAAGACACGCUUCUUCUGGAAGACCACCCAACAGGAGAAAAUGAAAUGGUGAUCAUGAGACCUGGAAACAAAUAUGAGUACAAAUUUGGCUUUGAGCUUCCUCAGGGGCCUCUGGGAACAUCCUUCAAGGGAAAAUACGGGUGUGUAGACUACUGGGUAAAGGCUUUUCUUGAUCGCCCAAGCCAGCCAACGCAAGAGACUAAGAAACAUUUUGAAGUGAUGGAUUUAGUGGAUGUCAAUACCCCUGAUUUAAUGGUACCUGUGUCUGCUAAAAAGGAUCAGAAAGUUUCCUGCAUGUUCAUUCCUGAUGGUCGGGUGUCUGUCUCUGCCCGAAUUGACAGAAAAGGAUUUUGUGAAGGUGAUGAGAUUUCCAUCCAUGCUGAUUUUGAGAAUACAUGCUCACGCAUCGUGGUCCCCAAAGCUGCCAUUAUAGCCCGCCACACUUACCUUGCCAAUGGCCAAACCAAGGUGCUGACACAGAAGUUGUCAUCAGUCAGAGGCAAUCAUAUUAUCUCAGGAACCUGUGCAUCAUGGCGUGGCAAGAGCCUCCGGGUACAGAAGAUCAGGCCUUCUAUCCUGGGCUGCAACAUCCUUCGAGUUGAAUACUUCUUACUGAUCUAUGUUAGUGUCCCUGGCUCCAAGAAAGUCAUUCUUGACUUGCCCCUGGUAAUUGGCAGCAGGUCAGGUCUGAGCAGCCGGACAUCCAGCAUGGCCAGCAGAACCAGCUCUGAAGUGAGUUGGGUAGAUCUAAACAUCCCUGAUACCCCAGAAGCUCCUCCUUGCUAUAUGGAUAUCAUUCCUGAAGAUCACCGAUUGGAGAGCCCUACCACACCUCUGCUGGAUGACACAGAUGUUUCUCAAGACAGCCCUAUUUUUAUGUAUGCUCCUGAAUUCAAGUUCAUGCCACCACCUACUUAUACUGAGGUGGAUCCCUGCAUCCUCAACAACAAUGUGCAGUGAGCACGUGGAAGCAAAGAAACAGUUGUACCUACCCACUUGUUUCUUUCUGCCUCUCUUCCUGGACUUUUACUUUUUCAGAGACUCAAUAGUCUCUACAGUGGGGUAUGGGUCCACCCCAGCCUCUUGACACCUCCUGUAGGAGGUAUCAGCAAGGCAGUCUCUUGGGCCUUUAAAGAGUGCACACUCAUCCUCACAGCCUUUGAGAUGUGAUAUGGGGAUGUUUGUUGGAUGGGUUUAAAAACACUAGAAAAACUCAAGCCCAUCCGAUUUUCUCAGAUCUUGAAAAUUGAGGCAUUUUCAGUAGUUCUGGGUAAGGGACAGAAAUGGCCUCCUGGCAUGGUCUUUCCCAAGGAUUUUUGGAUUGCUAACAACAUUAGAUCUUGAACUUCAUGCCAUGUGGAGCAGACCCAACUUAGCAAACCAGGAAAAUGAAAAAAUUCAUGGCCAAAAAUUUGGGAAAAAAACAUUCUUAAAAUCAGUGUUGCCCUUUGUACAUUUACAAGAAAAACUCUACAGAGCUCUUCUUGAGAGAGCUUCCUAUGUGAAUUAAAGGGAAAAAGCUCUAAGGUUGUCUAUGCUUAGAAUAUAAUCUGGCUCACAGCAGUAGUAACUGCCGCGCCAAAAGUCUUAAAAGCCAUUCUUAGAGCCUAUUGCACUGUGUUCGCCUGUUGCAGACAUUUUCAUGUGGGAGAAUGUUUCUCUUUUCAUGUGACUACUUGGAAUUGAUUCUGAGGUGAUAUUCUUAGCACUUUAGUUCCUGUCAAAUUUUGGGGGUUUCUUUUGUAUCUCAAAAGUAAGCUAAAACUGAUCUACUUUGCUUUAGGGAUAAGCACAAUGACAAAAAAAAGUGUUACUCAUUACUUUUGAGACUGUUCCAGUGUACAGAAUUCUGUAAUUCUUACACUCUAAUUAUAUGAGGAGGGUUGCUGCUAUCAGCCUUGCCCACUGUGACUUCUCCACACUCCAGGAGGAACUCUAGAUCAGGAUGCCCCAACACUGAGAUCUAGAGGGCAGGUCUUCAUGAAAGUCCCGUGGGCUGUCUUCCUGCCCAAUGUUAGGACAUAGGAUGUCAACAGCCCUCUCACUGCAGCCCCUAUCACUUGGUCAGUCACUUUCAGCCUUAGCACUUUGUUCACUGUCCUGUGGCAGAGCACUGAGCCUCUACCCUUUUCUAAGAAGGUAUGUUGGCUGAAGGUUGUUUCAUUUUUUUGUUUUUUAAUUGUGUAUCUUUUUGUAUUAUAAAAAAACUAUAUUUUGUACCUAACCAGAUAUAUUUUCACCCCAUGUGGAGAUACUCUUUGUAAAAAAGAUAAAAUAAAAUAAAAAAAUUUAAAUGUAAAAA
Messenger RNA from Manis pentadactyla (Chinese pangolin), 2775 nucleotides. It is a transcript of the gene TXNIP, whose product is annotated as thioredoxin interacting protein. Gene Ontology annotation, biological process: protein transport. The record is from RefSeq and is a predicted model, not a curated record. Gene Ontology annotation, molecular function: ubiquitin protein ligase binding. The transcript is spliced from 8 exons. Gene Ontology annotation, cellular component: cytoplasm. Lineage: Eukaryota; Metazoa; Chordata; Mammalia; Pholidota; Manidae. The coding region runs from base 258 to 1433 and encodes 391 amino acids.